Messenger RNA from Mucor velutinosus, 765 nucleotides. RefSeq lists its product as uncharacterized. The record is from RefSeq and is a predicted model, not a curated record. Bases 1 to 765 code for a protein of 254 amino acids. The transcript is spliced from 6 exons. NCBI's taxonomy places the organism in Eukaryota, Fungi, Mucoromycota, Mucoromycetes, Mucorales, Mucoraceae.
AUGCAAUUUGGUCCUUGUAUUCAUUGCGGGAGAAUUAUUCUUUUAGCUAAUGGUGCUCGAGCAUGCGGCACAUGUCAUAUCCUAUCCACAGCCGAACGAGAGCAAGAGGAGAACGAGCAGAUGACAAACGAUGAACACUAUCAGCAACGGAACAGUGAUAAUCAUAAUGAUAGAUAUGAUCUAGAAUCGAAUGUUGUUCAUUCAGAUCGACGUGAUAACCGUACAGCUGCCGCAACAACAACAACGACAACAACAACAACAAUAGCAGCAGCAGCAGCAGCAGUGAUAGAUAACAUGACAGAUAUACCCAAUGUCAUGGAUCUUCAGACAACGAUUGGUCGAGAAGAUUUGCCUCAAAUGUUGCAGCGAUUCUUGAGCUAUUUUGAUCCAAAUGACAGUCAACAAAAAGGAGCUUCAGAUUCAGAGAUAGCUGCAUUAGAUAGACGUAUCUUGGGUGUAGAUGAUAUAGAAUGUGGGACAGAGUGCGCCAUUUGUACAGAGUUAUUUGAGAGGAUGGAAUUAGCUAAAUUACCCUGCAAUCACGAAUAUCACUCGGAAUGCAUCCUUCAUUGGCUUCAGCUAAACUCAUCUUGUCCUAUGUGCCGACAAUCCAUAUCAAACCAUGAGCAGCAGCAGCAGCAACAACAACAACAACCUAUAGCACCGACACAAAACGAGCCUGAUUUAAUCAUUAUGCGAAGAGAAAUGGCAGACAGAAUGUAUCUAGAAAAUGCACCACUGCACUACAUGGACGAUGUAGAUUGA